AUGUCAUUGCAAGACAUCAAACACAUUGCGCUCGUCCUCUCCGGCAAAGGCGGCGUCGGCAAAUCCAGCGUAACGACCCAACUCGCCUUGUCCCUCUCACUGCAAGGCCACUCGGUAGGAGUUCUCGACGUCGAUCUCACAGGCCCGUCGAUUCCACGUUUCUUUGGCAUUGAGAACUCGAAAGUCACGCAGGCUCCGGGAGGAUGGCUCCCAGUGCCUAUCCAUGAAGGCCAGGACAAUGAAGAGCAAGCGAAUGGACAUAGCAAGAAGUUGGGCAAGCUGAGCUGCAUGUCUUUGGGGUUUCUGCUGGCCAACAGAGGAGAUGCUGUUGUUUGGAGAGGCCCCAAGAAGACGGCUAUGAUCAGGCAAUUUCUCUCGGACGUGCAGUGGGGUUCUUUGGAUUACCUGCUAAUCGACACGCCUCCUGGGACAAGCGAUGAGCAUAUAUCACUGGUGGAAACAUUGCUCAAGUCUGCGACGCCUGAACAAUUGGCUGGUGCAGUAGUAGUCACAACACCACAGGCUAUCAGUGUCAGCGAUGUCAAGAAGGAGAUUAACUUUUGCAAGAAGACGAAUGUCCGCGUCCUGGGCGUCAUUGAGAACAUGGCUGGAUUCGUGUGCCCGAACUGCUCGGAGUGCACGAACAUCUUCUCGAAGGGAGGUGGUCGAGUCAUGGCUCAAGAGUUUGCUGUCCCGUUCCUUGGAAGCAUUCCCAUCGAUCCAAUGUUCAUUCGACUUAUCGAAGAAGGCAAGCGUCCGCGAUAUCCCGAAGGAACGAUCAUCGAAGGUCAAGACAUGCAGACCAUCACCAACACGGACGACGAAGACAUCAGCGGGCUUUUGGUUGAAAAGUAUACUGCUUGCUCGCUUUGGCCCCUCUUCAAUGGCAUCACGAAAGAGCUUACUACGGAAAUCGAACGAUGA
Messenger RNA from Zasmidium cellare ATCC 36951, 924 nucleotides. RefSeq lists its product as uncharacterized. Gene Ontology annotation, cellular component: cytosol. The record is from RefSeq and is a predicted model, not a curated record. Gene Ontology annotation, biological process: iron-sulfur cluster assembly. The transcript has a single exon. Gene Ontology annotation, molecular function: ATP binding; 4 iron, 4 sulfur cluster binding; ATP-dependent FeS chaperone activity. NCBI's taxonomy places the organism in Eukaryota, Fungi, Ascomycota, Dothideomycetes, Mycosphaerellales, Mycosphaerellaceae. The coding region runs from base 1 to 924 and encodes 307 amino acids.